Lampris incognitus (smalleye Pacific opah) is the source of this 1845-nucleotide messenger RNA. RefSeq names its product peptidase M20 domain-containing protein 2-like. Lineage: Eukaryota; Metazoa; Chordata; Actinopteri; Lampriformes; Lampridae. Gene Ontology annotation, molecular function: dipeptidase activity. The record is from RefSeq and is a predicted model, not a curated record. The transcript is spliced from 7 exons. Bases 1 to 1224 code for a protein of 407 amino acids.
AUGGAGAAACAAACGCGAAUGAAAAACACUCUCCAAGUUUGCAUUGAUAAAGUUCACGAUGCGCUCUUCGCCUUAAGCCGAGAUAUAUGGCAUUACUCAGAAGUGGCGCAUAACGAGAGACAGUCUCAUGACAGACUGGUGCGCUUUUUCUCCGAGGAUGGCGCAUGGGGUGUUGACAGUCACUAUAAACUGGCGACAGCUUUCCGGGCCACAUGGGGCCCGGUUGGUGGUGGAGAUGGCGACCGUGUUUUGAAUAUUGGCUUCCUGUGCGAAUAUGACGCAUUGCCAGGCAUCGGGCACGCCUGUGGGCACAACCUUAUCGCAGAAGUAGGCGCUGCAGCUGCAGUGGGAUUAAAAAGUGCAUUAGAAAACGAAUCGGAUUUACCAGUCCGUGUGAAGAUAACUGUUCUGGGAACUCCUGCAGAGGAAGAUGGAGGGGGAAAGAUUGACCUAAUUGAGGCAGGGGUGUUCAAAGACAUGGACCUUGUCUUCAUGGCCCACCCGGCUCAGCAGGAUGUUGCCUUUCUGCCCUGUAUGGCAAUCACAGAUAUGACAGUGAAGUACCGUGGCAAGGCGUCUCAUGCAGCUGCCUACCCAUGGGAGGGAGUGAACGCUUUGGAUGCUGCAGUGCUGGCCUACAACAAUCUCUCUGUCCUCAGACAGCAGCUAAGACCAGACUGGAGACUCCAUGGCAUAAUCAAACAUGGAGGGGUGAAACCCAACAUUAUUCCUGACUACACUGAGUUGGAGGUCUAUCUGCGGACGCCAAUGAUGAAGAAUCUUUCUGACCUCAAAUCCAAAGCUGAGGCUUGCUUCAGGGCAGCUGCUAUGGCAACUGGUUGCCAGGUGAAGAUAACCUACCCAAACCCUGCCUAUUCUAACAUCCUUCCUAACGCUACACUGGCAAACCUAUAUGAAAAAAAUGGGAAGGUCCUAGGAAUUCAGUUUCAAAAGGAGGCAAAUAAUUUCUCUGGUUCGACUGACUUUGGCAAUGUUUCGUUUAUUGUCCCUGGUAUCCAUCCAUUGUUCUACAUCUGCUCUGAUGCAGUGAACCACACUGAAGAAUACACCAAAGCAGCAGGGGCUGAAGAGGCCCAGUUGUACACCCUGAGGACAGCAAAGGCCCUGGCUAUGACAGCUGUCGAUGUGCUGUGCAGCCCUGAUCUGCUGAGGCAAGUGAGAGAGGACUUCAUCCUGGCCAAACUGAAACAGGAGGACAAAUAAAUAAAAAGCAGAGAUGGAGCUUUGCAGCUUCACUAAGAAAAUACUAAAUGAUUUUUAACGAGUACACUAGACAUUAGAUUAGAUUAAGUCAACAGGUAUACUAGACAAUAUUGGCAAGUGGCCAUGUCCCUCUUUUAAAGCUAUUUUUGAACACUUAUGCAUGCAAAGCACAAGUUCAUCAGUAGAUGAGCUGCAAGUAACACCGUCUAAUAAGUGCGCAUGUGCUACUCUAGCUCAUUUUUCUUCUUCUUUCAGCUUUUCCCCUGUUUUUCCAGCUCUUUAUGUUCAGAUAUUUAAAGAAAAAAGCUAAAACAUUGGAGAAUUCUGCCACAUUUUCCAUGGCAGCUGCUACGUAGUUGUUGCCAGGGAGCAUUUAUUUAAAUGACUGUCAUGGUCUGUAGUCGCAACUUUUUUUUUCCACUUCUAAGUGAUUUAUGGAGAUAAAAGCAGGCUCCAGUUAAAUCCAUGUGGCUCAAUCUUUGCAGGAUAAAUAAACAUAUUGCAUGCUUUUGUUUUUUUUGUGUGUGUGUGUGGAAGGCAGAGUUGAAAGCAUAGCAUUUUGCCAUCUGUGUCAUUUCAUGCAAUGUUCUGCGCUCAAGUUGCGUGCAAAUAAAAUGUUGC